Xyrauchen texanus (razorback sucker) is the source of this 7311-nucleotide messenger RNA. RefSeq names its product large tumor suppressor kinase 2 (gene lats2). Bases 480 to 3899 code for a protein of 1139 amino acids. Gene Ontology annotation, cellular component: nucleus; spindle pole. Gene Ontology annotation, molecular function: ATP binding; protein binding; protein serine/threonine kinase activity. NCBI's taxonomy places the organism in Eukaryota, Metazoa, Chordata, Actinopteri, Cypriniformes, Catostomidae. The transcript is spliced from 9 exons. The record is from RefSeq and is a predicted model, not a curated record. Gene Ontology annotation, biological process: regulation of organ growth; positive regulation of apoptotic process; peptidyl-serine phosphorylation.
CUUUGUACUGCAUUCUAAUUCUGCCGUGAGUAGCGAGAAAAUGGAGGACAAUCCCAUGAUUUUCACUGUGUACUUUUCAUGAGAGGACAUCGAAAAGCGAUCCUAACAUCAGAUACAUAGUUACAACUUUACUCAAGUCUAAACCAGUUCUUGGACUAAGUUACCACUUAAAUCACUUGCAAAGAUGCAUACCAGACUGGAAUGGAACAAGCAUGCAGACGUAACCCCUCACAUGUCUUGUGAGGAGGGGGAGUUUGAGCCCUGAAAGGAGUACUGGGAUGCGUGUAGGCCAGCAGGAUCCAGAUCCAAAGAGGCAGCAGCUAUAAAGACGAGCAACAACAGGAUUUCUAAUCUUCCCUCGCAUCUUUCCCACUGCAGGCUGUUAUCUAUUUAACUCAGAACUGAGUGUGAUUUUUUGUGAAGUUUUGUGAGUUCUUGGCUUUUGAAUCUGUGCCAGCCAGACCAGGUCAGGUUCACACAUGAGGCCCAAGACCUUCCCUGCCGCCCCAUAUGUGGGCAACACCCGCCAGCGUCUGCAGGAGAUCAAGGAGGGACUGAAACAGCCAGCAAAGCUGGUGAGCCAGGCGCUUCAUGGAGGGAGUGUAAGAGGGGACGGGGGCAGAGGGGGUGAUUCUAAGGGCAAAGACCAAGCUGGAAGGCAACAGCAGCUUCGGCAGCCCCAGAAGUUCAACAACUACCAAAACGCCCUACGAGAGAUCCGCAAGUCUCUGAUGCCCUUUGCCAAUGAGUCGGGUCCAGGAUCCAGUUCAGUGCACCCUGGUGAAGUCAACAGACAGAUGCUACAGGAGCUUGUCAAUGCUGGUUGUGAUCAGGAAAUGGCAGUGCGUGCCCUAAAACAGACUGGCAGCCGUAACAUUGAGGCAGCAUUGGAGUACAUAAGUAAAAUGGGUUAUCUGGACCCACACAAUGAACAGAUUGUACGUGUCAUCAAACAGACUUCACCAGGAAAAGGUGGCAUGCAAAAUUUGAUGGACCACAGAUCGGCAAUGGAGGGUACAGGGGAAGGUGCCAUGGCCCCAUAUCACCAAAUGGGGGCACCACUAUAUGAAGGAGCUAGUUAUGGGGCUGAGGGUGAGAGGGCUCGAGCAUUCAUGGGUGGACCACCUGUUAUGAACUACAUGUCGACUACCAACUCUUCACAGGGCCCUACCAUGGGAAACCCAAUGGGUCGUCCUGCCAGUAUGGGUGCCUACUCCACAGGCCUGGCUGCCCAAAAUAACUCUGGGAACCCUAUGUACACUACUAGUCCAGGCCAGCAAAAAGGCUACCCAGGUGGGAUGGACCAGGCUAUGAUGGGCUACAGUGUGCCUGGACCACCCAUGCAACUUCAGUCACAGCCUACGGGAGGACCUGGCCCUCAUUAUGACUAUAGACCUCAUAUGAUGGAGCCUUCCAGCUAUGGAAUCAAACGGAGUGCUUCCUUCCAGAAUAAGAUGCCUUCACUCUCACCAGACAACUAUGUUACUAUGCCAAGCAAAGGAGCAAUGGGCCAAAAUGGUGGUGGCUACACUCCCAACUUAUAUCUGGCACCACAUUCGCACCCACGCCAGGCCAGCCCCACCUCACACCAGGUUCACAUGAUGCCACGUCCCCCUGGUGUGGCCACAGCAGCAAUAGGUGGUGAAUUCUCAGAUGUUCCUCAAGGCCUUCUCACUCCUUCUAGGGCUAGUCUGAACCUUGAUCUGUAUGAGCAUCACUGGCCAGGUGCCCAAGUUUCUGAGGGGGCUCCUCCAGCUAGACAGCCACAGGGGCCCUUUAGAGGGGAGGUACGUGUCCCAAGUAGAACCAAUUCUUUCAACAACCACCAAAAGGUCACUGUGAGGCAGGCGUUGCCUCCAACAGCAAGUGUUGCUGGCAAGCAGGAGGCACCUUUGGGCCCACCUAACACAAUCACUGCAGUGACAUCUCCACCAAUCCAGCCACCUGUUAAGAGUAUACGGGUCAUGAGGCCUGAGCCAAAGACAGCAGUGGGGCCAUGCCACCCUGGCUGGCUAAGUGCACAAGCCCAAGAAGCAGCGGAGUCUCAUGGUUAUAUGCCAGAUGAGACUUUUACCCUGGAACCUAACCAAGAACACCGCUGCCCUCCUCCACCUUACCCCAAAACACUGUUACUUCCUGGAUCUGGACCUGAGCCUGCAUCACUUGAGUCAGGAGCCAUGGGUGGACUUCCAGAUGUCAUUGCUACAAGUAUAACUGCACAGAGUGCCUCAGCAGGAAAGCAGGAGGAACCUGUCUCCAAAGACAAAGUGAAGGCAGGCAAAGGAGUGAAGACUGUGAAAGAUAAGAAGCAGAUCCAGACCUCACCAGUGCCUGUGCGAAAGAAUGCCCGAGAUGAAGAGAAGAGGGAGUCACGAAUCAAGAGUUACUCUCCCUUCGCCUUCAAGUUCUACAUGGAGCAGCAUGUGGAGAAUGUGAUGAAGACCUACCAGCAGAAACUCAACCGCAGGAUGCAGCUGGAGCAAGAGAUGUCCAAGGCUGGCUUAUCAGAGGUAGAGCAGGAACAGAUGAGGAAGAUGCUGUACCAGAAGGAAUCCAAUUAUAAUCGACUACGACGUGCUAAGAUGGACAAAUCUAUGUUCGUCAAAAUCAAGACGCUUGGCAUUGGGGCCUUUGGUGAGGUGUGUCUUACACGCAAAGUGGACACAGGAGCUCUCUAUGCCAUGAAGACUCUACGAAAGAAAGAUGUUUUGAACCGGAACCAAGUAGCCCAUGUGAAAGCAGAACGGGACAUCUUGGCAGAAGCCGACAAUGAGUGGGUAGUCAGGUUGUACUACUCAUUCCAGGACCGAGACAGCCUGUACUUUGUCAUGGAUUACAUUCCUGGAGGAGAUAUGAUGAGCCUGCUGAUCCGGAUGGGUGUUUUCCCAGAGCCAUUAGCCAGGUUCUACGUGGCAGAACUGACGCUAGCUAUUGAGAGUGUGCACAAAAUGGGCUUCAUUCACAGAGAUAUCAAGCCAGACAACAUUCUCAUUGACCUGGAUGGACACAUCAAACUGACUGACUUUGGUCUGUGUACUGGGUUUCGUUGGACUCACAACUCAAAGUAUUACCAAAAAGGUAACCAUAUCCGGCAGGAUAGUAUGGAACCAAGUGAUUUUUGGGAUGAUGUGUCUAACUGUCGUUGUGGUGACCGCCUGAUGACUUUGGAACAGCGGGCGACUCGACAGCACCAGCGUUGCCUGGCACACUCUCUGGUGGGCACUCCUAACUAUAUCGCCCCUGAGGUGCUUCUGCGCAAAGGCUAUACACAGCUGUGUGACUGGUGGAGUGUGGGAGUAAUCUUGUUUGAGAUGUUGGUUGGCCAGCCCCCCUUUCUUGCUCCAACCCCAACAGAGACGCAGCUUAAGGUGAUAAACUGGGAGAACACUCUGCAGGUGCCUCCACAAGUGAAGCUGAGCCCUGAAGCAGUUGACAUCAUUGGUCAACUCUGCUGCUCAGCUGAAGAACGUUUAGGGGGCAACGGGGCUGGAGAAAUAAAAGCUCACCCAUUCUUUUCCGAGAUGGAUUUUUCCAGCAAUCUUCGCACACAGCCUGCCCCCUACCGACCCAAGAUUGCCCACCCCAUGGAUACAUCCAACUUCGAUCCCGUGGAGGAGGAGGGGGGUCCAGGAGCCUGGAGCGAUAGAGGGGACAGUACCCGCACUUGGGAGACUCUUUGUUCUCCUCAUGGCAAACACCCUGAGCACGCCUUCUAUGAGUUCACUUUCCGCAGGUUUUUUGAUGAUAAUGGUUGUCCAUUCCGUUAUCCUAAGCCCCUCGAGUUGACUCAAGACAUGUUUUGCAGUGGUGGGGCUAGUAGCUUGAAGUCUGAUUUGGAGGAGGAAGAGAUUCGUGAAGAGGAAGAACAAGGGGAAGGGUGUGAGCCAGUUUAUGUGUGAGACUGUUAAAGUGGGUGUUCAUGCUGCUCUGCCUUUACCCAUACAGGGCCUUACCAGUUAACACGCUGCAUCUCCUACCCUUCCUAUAAGCCCUACUUUCAGUUCAGGGUGUACUUUUGUAGAACAUGGAAAACAACAGAAACGGAGUGCACCAAGUUCCAUGUGAAAUGUUUUUAUUCCUCCAAAAUCAUUAUGCAGUAUCCUUUGCCUGACUGAAGCUCUGACCUGGGACCAAGGAAUUACGCAAGAUAUAAAGCAAGAUAUAGUCCAGGGGAUGUUGGUGUGAUUGAUAAAUUAAGAGACGUGUAGCUGCUGCUCUACUCUUGUAUUUAGUGUGAUCUGUCAAUGGUGCCCUAUUCCUUUAUUCCUUUGGGUGAAAAUACCCCAGUGUUACAUUUUGUAUGGUGAUGCUAACACAGCCAUUCCGAAAACCAGAGAGGCCAUGGUGAGGGAUCAGAAGAGAGGAUAAUGGUGGUUAGGUUGUGAUUAGGAAAUGAUGUCUCCUCCACAGUGCAAUCCCACAACAUGCAAAAACAUAGUCAGUCACUGCUGUGGAGAUUUAUUGACUAUUAUUUUUAAUUACUCAUAAAACCAAUGCAGAAACAUGCUGUCAAAUAUAUAUUUUCUAAUGUAUGGAAAUAAAUAGACAGAUUUUCAGAACAUUUUGUGGUGCCACCAAGUGGCUCAAAGUGACAUCAUAAAGAAUCAUGGCUUUUGGAGAUCCUUUUGGAGAUGGACUGAGACAAAGUCUCCUUUAUAUAUGUUACAUGCUAAGUCAAUCCAAAAGAUCCAGCUAUAUUUGGCAGUUAAAUACACUAAUCACAGUUUUUUUGUAAAUAUUACACAGUUAUACUUUUUAUUUUAUAUUUCAUGCCUCAUCAGGUUAAAUGGUGCUCUAAAAAUGGACAAAUAUGGAGACAAAAAGUUCUCUCUGAACAGCCAGCACUUCAUGGACAUGGGAUCUUAAAAACUCACUAUUAAAGGUUUGACAGUAACAUCCGUUGAAUGUUUCAGCAACUAUUACUUAAGAGCUGAAUAACUGCGUGAUGAAACAUAAGGAAGCGCGAAUGCCACAAAAAUUUGAUUGAAAUGUUAAAUAUGAAAUUAAAGAGUAAAAGUGACCUAAUUCCUGCUUUCUGCUCACUUAGCAACAUUCUGCGAGGUAACAUUUGUGAAUAUAACCACGUCAUGAUAUGUUGCAGUAUUCAAACAUUUGAAUAUACUUAAGUGUGUUAGUUUAGUUACCAAAGUAUUUCUUUAUUCAACUAAGAUUUGAAUUUGACACUUUUAUUUUGCCUGGCUUGAUUGAAUUUGUUUAAAAGCUUGCAUUACAAAACUUUUUCCAGUUAUAGCUUUACUGUCAUCUAUUGCUUUCAUGUAUAUGUAACACACAAAUCAUGCAUUGUUUUUCUGAGUUUUGAUUUCUUAGACUGCCAUAGACAUAAUGGGCAUGCAGCUUGCCAUCUGAAGCAAUGCUGUAACCGUAUAGUUUUUUUAUUUUUAACUUAAACCUAACUGAGAAACAGUAUAAUAGCGUAACAUUUUAUGCCUCUUAUUGUUUAAAUCUUUCUCUGGCUUUAUUCUUUACCUUUUUCUUAAAACAUCUUAAUUGCAUUCAGUUUCAUAAGAUCUUAAAAGUCAGGGUGGGAUGCUUUUGUUGUGUGUUUCAUCCUCACUAGAUGUAAUUUUGUCUGUCACCAUCAGUGAACUCUUCAACAAUUGUAACUGAACACUUGCAAAACAAAAUUUAACAUCAAGGCUGUUGCACCAUCUCAAUGUGUGCUCACUCACAGCACAGUGUUAUAACAAGACAGUCUAUGACUGAAUGUAAAGAAUACUUUUGAGACAGUUGUAGGAACUCUUUAGAAAACCAUGAAAAAAGUGGCAAAGAAAAGGCAAAUGUAUCUGAUGGUAUGACUAUGUGCAAUACAGAAAAUACAUUAUAUAGUUUUCUAAAUACAACAAAUAGCCUUUAUAAUUUUAAAACUGUAUUAUGCUAUGUAAAAGUAUAUAUUAUAUUGAUUUAUAUAUUUUCAGUAUUGUUUCAUGACCCAAUGCUGCUUAUUAUUAUUAUUAUUAUUAUUAUUAUUAUUAUUACAAUAUAAAGAACAUUUAUCAUCCUACUUUCAUUCUCUCUGUGUAUUAAGUGUGGAAUUGAUUGUCAGUGUGAAUGGUCUGGUGCAAGUAAACCGUAUGCCUUCUAAUGAAUGUGUGGGUGUCCACCAUGUGCUGGUCAGUAUUUCAAGAGGAGGUGGAAAUACCUCUUAUUGCUCUCAGGCCGGUCCUGACUGUAAGAGAAGGUGUUUUUGGCAGGCUAGCUUGAGAAAGAGGAAAUAAAGAAGCAACAAUGAAUGCAUGUCAUUGAGACUCUGAAGGAGGUGUAUCUGAAUGUCUGGGUAGGAGGGAUUUUAAAACGCAUAUUAUGCAUGGUUUGCUUAGUGAUAAGACUGUGGCAGUUGUUUUGACUUUCUGUGAUUAAGUCCAUUUAAUAUUGUUUUUCUGUUAUCUAAUAAUUUGUUGUGAUCGUGGGUCACUGCACAAAAUGUUCUCUGUAUUAAUUAUAAUCUCGAGCUGACUGACAAUCAUGUCGUUAUUUGCUUGCCUGAGACCAAAUUAAGAUGUCAAGUCAGUUUUGUUAAAUUAUCCCUUACGACCACUGACUGAAAAGCUUUAAAACAACAGUCAAUGAAACCAUUUUGUGCUUUUUCUUUUAUAUAUAUGUGUGUGUCAGAACAAUCCCUCCUUAAAAGCUAAGUGAACUUUUAACAAACAUGUUAAGGACACAACUUAUGACUGUGUGCCAUUGUAUAUAUAAAACUUAAAUUGGUAUCAUGCCUUAGAUUGUUGAUUGAUUGAGCUCAGUGGAGUGUGACAGCAAGUGUGGCAGAGGUUUUGCUAACCCAUAUUCAUCAGAAUGGACCACUCAGUGAAAAAGCAUUAGCUUUCAGGAGUCAGGUUUAAGGUUUGAAUGUAAUGUGUGUGAUGUGCUAAGAAUGGUUUCUCUUGUGUUUUACUUUUGAAAGUGUUGACUGACAAUCUUUGACUGUAUUUAGAGUUGUGUGAUGAUUGGAUUUUUUUUGGUUUUGUUUUUUUUGUAUGUUUUUGUAUUUUAACAGAUGAAUGGGUUGGGAACUUGGGACUUUUUGAUGUUUGUAAUCUUCUACCUGUAUUAUACAAUACUGUUACUAUUGAACAUAUAUUUAUACAGAUAUACAUAUUUUUUUUGUAUCCUCAAUUCUUAUUGUUUCUCUUUUCCGAGCUAACUUUUGAACCCCUACAUGUCUACAGUAUUACAGACAGAAUGCAUUUGGAUUUAUAUCCCAUUUUUUAUGUGUAUGAAUUGAAAAUGUAUAAGAAAUGCUUUCACUGUCCUCACAUGUAAAUGUAUAUGUCUAAAUUAAAUUAAACAAAU